AUGAAUGAACGUGUUAAUGAUUCAGGCCUCAAUAAUGAAAACGCAGAACCGAGUCAAUCAAGCUCCAGGAACGGUAAGGCGAGUGAAUCUCCAAAGGUUAAAAAAAAUAAAAGAAAUUAUCAACUCAGUGCAGUUGACAUUAAGUUUAUGAAGUACAUAGAUUCAACAGCACAGGAGGAGAGAAGCCGUAGCAUGAACUUUUUUAGGGGAAUUUCUGAUACAGUUGACAAGCUUAGUGACGAAAAUAUGAUAGAUUUUCAGUUUCAAGUCAUUUCAGUCAUUAAGAACAUUCAACAAAGAGAGCAAAACCGAUAUAUACCUACACCUAGAAACCAGUGGGAUCAUGGCCCUCAAGGAUAUCAAAGUAGCACAGCUCUACAAGUUCACAAUUAUCAAUGUAUGGGUAUUCUACAGCUGCUCGAUCAAGCUUUGAGAUCGGUCGUCAGGAAUAUGAUUUUGGACAUAGUUCUGGCUUGGAGCCAAUCCCCAACCGACCGGAAUCGCAAGCAUCCGUGCACAGUGUGA
Molecule: messenger RNA, 525 nt
Organism: Acanthoscelides obtectus
Lineage: Eukaryota; Metazoa; Arthropoda; Insecta; Coleoptera; Chrysomelidae
Source: the annotation of a GenBank genome assembly